Seminavis robusta is the source of this 1397-nucleotide messenger RNA. The record is from the annotation of a GenBank genome assembly. NCBI's taxonomy places the organism in Eukaryota, Bacillariophyta, Bacillariophyceae, Naviculales, Naviculaceae.
CAUGCAGCAGCAGCAACAACAACAAAAUCACAAUUACAAUAAUUGACGACCAAGACAUCGUCUCCUUCCCCGUCGACCACACCAUCACAGCAAAGACCUUGUCCCAGCUCAUAGUCGAACACUAGAAAAUCAACAAGCUACAAUGUCGUCCACCGAACCUUGCCAAAAGAAACAAAAGUUGGCCUCUUCUCCUACCAAAGAGACUGCUGCGGUCACCAAUCUUCAGUCAUUGGUAGAUCGCAACAAGGAUAUUUGGAUUGGCCAGAUCCUUCCGUGUCUGGGCAUGGGACAGUUUGCCUUUGUUGGUAGUGUCAACAAGCAGUGGAAGCAGCUCUAUCAAGAAUACUGUAACUCUGUCAAGGAUCCUCCUCUCAUCACCGAUGAAAACUAUGAUGAGCGCCUAGCAACUUACAAAGAUACUUACUAUUCGGCUGCCUUCUGCAAUGAGUCAUGUGCAGAAUACUGGAACAACGAUCAAGGCUCAGGGAAAAAUCCCAUUCAUGAAGAUGUUUGCACCACAAUUGCCAAAACAAGGUCUCUUCCAGUGAUGCGAUGGGCCAGAGAAAAGGGAUUUCCAUGGAAUUCAGAGACAUGCGAGGCUGCAGCACAAAAUGGGAGUUUGGAUAUUCUCAAGUAUCUUCAUCAACAGGGCUGCCCAUGGAACAAAUGGACAUGUGUCAGUGCUGCCCGGUUUGGACAUCUGGAUGUAUUGAAGUAUGCCCAUGAAAAUGGCUGCCCAUGGGACAAAUUGACAUGCAAAGGUGCUGCCGGGUUUGGACAUCUGGAUGUAUUGAAGUAUGCCCAUGAAAAUGGCUGCCCAUGGGACAGCAAAACAUGUGACAUGGCUGCUGAGGGGGGUCAUUUGGACACCUUGAAGUAUGCCCACGAAAAUGGCUGCCCAUGGGACAUGAACACAUGUCACAAAGCUGCCAAUAAUGGACAUAUGGAUGUCCUGAAGUAUGCUCAUCAGAACGGUUGCCCAUGGAAUGAAUAUACAUGUUACUUUGCUGCGGCAGGAGAUCAUUUGGAAGUUUUGAAGUAUGCCCGUGAAAAUGGGUGUCCUUGGGAUCAUUCUUCGGUCAUGGGAGCUGCACUGAGACAUGGGCGCAGGGAUGUCAUCAAAUGGGUUGAAGAGAAUGGAACCCCUGGUGAAGUUUGAAAUGUCAGUAUAAGGCUACAUGAGCAGGCAUUGAGCAGUUGCUUCAAACGAUACAUUUUGGCCUUUACCAGCCAUAUCUUCAGUAGGUCACCAGUCUGUUUCUGAAGCCGGCAACAAGCACGUGUAGCGCAACACUAAGAGAUCUAUAAUAGGUAACUCUUUAAAAAUGUAAACCAUGCCGCUGCAGGAGUGGAAACUGUGUAUGAAGCCGGCAAUCUUCGCUGUGGAUAGAUAGUCU